CCCAAUGAAUCAGCUGUUCAAUCCUUACCUGUGAUUGAAAAGGGAUGAACACAGUAGAUUAUUUAGCUUUCCCUCUAAUAGUUACCAAUCAAAGACAAAAUAACACCCUGAAGAAAAAAUGGGAUACCUACCACUACCACUGCCACAUGUUACGGGUGAAAACUGCCAGAGCUGAAGUUGACAAUAAGCCUCCAUGGAUAUACUUACAACAUCAUGUUCAAACGAAAAAAAUGCAGAUGGAACAGGAAAGACUGGCUGUGAUAGAGCGAGAUAACCAGUUCCUCAUGGAGAAGAUCAGUCACAUUAUGCGCACCAGAGGUGAAGUUGACAAUUGGAACAAUUCUUAUAUACAAAGUUCUAAUAGCGGCAAGCGAAUCCGAGACCUUGUAAGGAUUAUGGCAGAGAACCAAGCUCUCCACAAGAGGAUUCUGGAAUGUAAGCCAAGCUACGAUCACAGGAAAUGGGAAGAUGAAUGGAAGAUGUGUUGCAGGCAAACAACAACAAGGCAACACAAAGUUACAGAAUGAAGCCCUCAUCCUACCAUGCUGCUACCUGUAGUCAAGGCUAUUGAUACCAUUCAGGAUCAGAAUAUACAAGCGACCUACUGAUCGGGUGAUGUUCCCCAUUUCUAGCUGACCAGUUGGUCAAUUUGCUCAGUUGGUUAACCCCGUUGGGACCCGUUGAUGUUACCACAGAAGUCUUCAGACACGAAGUCGUGGGGCCGGCUGGCCGAAGAGUCGUCAGGUGAAGACAUGGUUCAAGUAAGGAUCCUGAUAAUGACACCUCAAGAUUCGCAUAAAGAAAGAGGAAGAACCAAGAGAGAGCAGUCCAUAUAUAGAGACUAGGGUGGGAGUGGCUAAGGCCCAAGGACUGCUGGGAUAUGUAGUUUAUACAGUUUUUUCUUUUGUUUUACUUACGUUAAAGGUGAUUUUACACUAUCUGCUAUGAGCAUUAAUAAAAGAAAGAUUAAUGCAUAA
Rana temporaria (common frog) is the source of this 977-nucleotide messenger RNA. It is a transcript of the gene CFAP97D1, whose product is annotated as CFAP97 domain containing 1. The record is from RefSeq and is a predicted model, not a curated record. The transcript has 7 exons. NCBI's taxonomy places the organism in Eukaryota, Metazoa, Chordata, Amphibia, Anura, Ranidae. Bases 45 to 527 code for a protein of 160 amino acids.